CCUCAGCGAGCCAACUCCUAGCUCGGUCGCACAUUCUAGACCUUCGCUUCGGACAGUUUCAAAAAGACCACGAUCACGAUCGGUGACCAGAGAGACCUUAGUAUCUAGUGUGGAGUCCGGGAGUUUUUAACGUAAUUAUGCUAGUCUGAUUCGUCAUCGGUGUGACCGUCAUUGGGUGACUGUGAACAAUGCCUUCAAAGGCCGACGGUAGCGGUAGCAGCGGAACAACCCUCGGAACGGGUGUGCUGCUGGAGUGGAAAAACCUUUCCGUGAGUGUGCGAUCGAACAAGGCGGGCCAGCGGCAGUGGUACGGGAGGCCCGGUCAUCAGCAGCGGAAGGAAAUUGUGAUCCUUGAAAAUGCCAGUGGUGCAGUUCGCUCAGACAAUUUGGUAGCCAUCAUGGGACCAAGUGGUGCCGGCAAGACGACGCUGCUGGCGGCCAUUUCGAUGCGCAUAACGGGCUCUACGAACGUGCACGGGAAGGUGCUUAUCAAUGGGCUGUACGUGACCAGGACGCAGAUGAAACGGUUGACUGGCUUCGUGCCACAGUACGACAUCGCCCUGCCAUCGCUGACCGUUGGCGAGCAUCUGAGUUUUGCGUCGAAGCUGAAGAACGUGGGUUAUGUGGCGGUUUCGCGGAUCGUGAACGAGCUCGGACUGCAGGGCUGCUGGACGACCCGUAUCCAGCAUCUGUCCGGUGGUGAGCGCAAGAAGGUGAACCUGGCCGGCGAGCUACUGACCGAACCGGACAUUCUGUUCUGUGAUGAACCGACGACGGGACUGGACAGUUAUAAUGCCGCCUCAGUUAUGGCGACACUACAGGCGCUGUGCGUUAAUGGACGGCGAGCUGUCGUGUGUACAAUCCACGACCCACCAUCGCAAGUAUUCCAGUACUUUACGGAUGUGAUUCUGAUGCAGGAAGCCGGUACGAUACUGUACCAAGGCCCUACCGUUAGUAUGCGUGCCUUCUUUAACUCGAUUGGACGGACCCUACCGGAGAGAGGCAAUCCGGCUGACUUCUAUUUCCAGCUCGUUAGUCCCGGAUCGAAUGUGUUUUCAGGGCCGGAAGCGGAACAAGCGAUCCGACAGCAGCAAAUCAUCCAGAAGGCGCACCGGGAAAACAUUGCCCGUAAGUGUUUGAUGACGCGCUACCACCAGUCCAAAAUCAUACAGAAACUGGGCAACAACAGUCAUCGGGUGUGCUGGAUCCGCCAGCUACAGCUCCUGCUCCAUCGUACCACACUGCACAGUAUCCGGAACAUUGGCGUGUACCUGACCGUAACGGGUAUCUUCUUGUUCACCAGCAUCGUGAUAGCGGCCCUGUACUUCGAGGUACGUCCCAUCUCCCAGACCGCCAUCCAGGACAUCCGGGGAGCGCUCUUCCUGAUGAUCUGCGAGCUCCUCUACACGAUCAGCUACGGGGUAUUCUAUACGUUUCCGUCCGAGAUGCCGCUCGUGAGGCGCGAGGUGGGCGAAAAGACGUACAACCUUUCGGUGUACUAUGCCCACAAGGCACUUCUCAGUGUGCCGCGUGCGUUUCUCGAGUCGUUCCUCUUUAUUGGUGUGAUCUACGCGUUCGUUGGCUUUACCGGUGGCUUUGAGACGUACUGCUACAUGUCGCUGGUUGGUGGGGCUGCCAGUGUACUGGCCAUGGCUUACGGAUAUCUGCUAUCAUGUACGACCGGCACUAUGACCAUGGCGAUCGAGGCGAGUAAUAUCGUCUUCCUGUCCUUUAUGCUACUCGGCGGUCUAUACCUGAACUUGCGGUCCUUCCCGGUGCUCAAGUAUCUGUCGUUCUUCUUCUUCGCCAGCGAGGGCGUCUCGGUGUACUACUGGCUACCGGUACAGGACAUUCCGUGCGAUGUGUUGCGCCCUAGCGGAAACAUCACCGCGAUACCGGAGAGGGCGUGCCUGGAGAACGGUGUGGCCGUACUGCUGAAUGCCGGUUACGCCACCACGUACGAGGAGCUGCACCUAAAUUAUGCCAUCAUGGCAACGGAGAUUCUGGUCGUCCAUCUAGUGGCCUACGGGUUGCUGCGCAAUUUCGUCCGUAAAGCCGGUUUCUACUGACAACAACGCCAAAGAAUGCGCACACCAACCUCGUUGUCGUCGCUUUGUGAUCAUUGAUGUGCCAAUUGAAUUUACCGCAUAUUUUUCGCUUCGUGUUCUUUACCAACAUAUACCAUUCCCCCCGCUUACCAACAUAACGGGUCGAGUCUGUUAAACGAGAAAACCACUUACUUCAAUAGCCGUCUCGCGAAUGAAAGAAAACGGACUUCCGCACUUCCGGCCCGAAAUGGGUGCUUUCAAGCCGCAUCCAUUUCACGCACGCACAAACGCACGCGUUUCGCGCUUUUCCUAAAUGAAUGAUGAAAGCAUGUACUGUCGAGAAUUGAAACCAAAAAAAAAUACCCAGACACCCGCGCAGACCUUGCUGCGUACACUUACCUCGUUCGGGGUUUUUCUUGGAAUUUUAAAUAUGCAGUCGAUUCGAUACAACCUGCGACUUCAUCCCCCCACACACAAACACACAGAUAAACCGGAAAUUCGAAUGUUUUUGCUGGUUUUUUAUUACGAACGCACCACCUGUGUAGAGUUUAAGGUCCUAAAACUGCUAUCAGUUGCAAACACCGCGUUCAAAAAGAGAAGCGGGCGCGCCCAGCUGUAGCCCGGUUCUCGUGUGUUUAGUACCACAAAUUCAGUAUCCCAAGAAGCGAUUGAUUUUAAACUAGUAACGGAUCGUGGCCUGCUGUGGUGGCAACCGUUAAAACGAGGCCAUCCCUACUAGCAGACGGAUGAUUAGUUCGAUCACAAAACAAACACAACG
Messenger RNA from Anopheles darlingi, 2826 nucleotides. Its product is annotated as protein brown. NCBI's taxonomy places the organism in Eukaryota, Metazoa, Arthropoda, Insecta, Diptera, Culicidae. The coding region runs from base 189 to 2069 and encodes 626 amino acids. Gene Ontology annotation, molecular function: ATP hydrolysis activity; ATP binding; ABC-type transporter activity. The record is from RefSeq and is a predicted model, not a curated record. Gene Ontology annotation, cellular component: plasma membrane. The transcript is spliced from 7 exons.